Messenger RNA from Lindgomyces ingoldianus, 1001 nucleotides. RefSeq lists its product as uncharacterized. The record is from RefSeq and is a predicted model, not a curated record. The annotation marks the transcript as partial. NCBI's taxonomy places the organism in Eukaryota, Fungi, Ascomycota, Dothideomycetes, Pleosporales, Lindgomycetaceae. The transcript is spliced from 5 exons.
AACUAAACUUCACGUCUUCACCCUACUCACAGCGACCCUCGAGGUUGGGCUCGAGUAUCACCAUGGCUGAUGUGAAUGGGAUCUUAAGUCAAGCUGAUGUUCUUUUCCCCCGCGCCGGCGGUCUCUUCCCUCCCUCUUCCGUAAUCAACAAAUGGCCAGCACCGAAUUAUAUCAACCCGGAGACGAGGGACUGGACUGGGUCAAUAAUGUUGAUAGUCGUACUCGCGAUUACUUGCGCUGUAUACCUAGCACGCAUCUGGGCACGAAUGAAUGUGGCCAAGAAUCCUGGAUUGGACGACCUUCUGAUGUCAAUUGCGAUGAUUCCUCUCAUUGGAUUGACGGUAGCAGUCAUUUUAGGCAACAGUGUCUAUGGGUUUCAAUUGCAUGCUUGGGAUCAAACACCUCGGACCCUCAUAACUAGUCGCCAGAUCACGUUAGCAAUCGAGGUUCUCUACUUGGUAGCUACAUCGCUCAUCAAGAUAUCUAUUCUUUGCUUUUAUCGACGCAUCACGAAUGGAACCAUUAGCAAGGCUUUUGUGUACUGGGUCUGGGUAUCUAUUGUUUUUGUAGUCUGCUACUGCAUCAUCUUUGUCUUCAUCAUCGUCUUCUCGUGUUCUCCAAUUGAAGCAUACUGGCACCUCUUUGACCUUGCUUGGAGAUUAUCACACGAGCUGAAGUGCCACAAUGAAGCAGUGGAGAUUAUUUCUGUGGUGGUUAUUAGCACGUUGCAGGAUCUAUUCAUAUGCGCGCUUCCGAUUUUCCUUGUGUGGAAUCUCCAAAUUUCGAGACGACAAAAAGCUGCACUCAUUGGCAUCUUUGCAUUAGGCUUACUGACAUGCGUCUGUGGAGUAAUGCGGACCUACUAUGCUAUAUACGUCUACUACUACACUUACGAUAUUACUUGGAUCGCCCACCAUGGUUGGAUAUGGACUGCAUUAGAGGCGGACCUGGGAGUAAUAUGCGCUUCCGCCCCUGCACUCAAGGUCUUCUUCCGUCGCUAC